Messenger RNA from Nannizzia gypsea CBS 118893, 1680 nucleotides. Its product is annotated as glycerol kinase. Gene Ontology annotation, biological process: triglyceride metabolic process; glycerol metabolic process; glycerol-3-phosphate biosynthetic process. The coding region runs from base 1 to 1680 and encodes 559 amino acids. Gene Ontology annotation, cellular component: mitochondrion. The record is from RefSeq and is a predicted model, not a curated record. NCBI's taxonomy places the organism in Eukaryota, Fungi, Ascomycota, Eurotiomycetes, Onygenales, Arthrodermataceae. The transcript is spliced from 4 exons. Gene Ontology annotation, molecular function: glycerol kinase activity.
AUGGCCGAAGAGAAGUCGACCAAGAGCUCGCUUGCUGCUCUUCGCGAGAGCGCCAUAGAGGUCGUCAAGGGGCUGGCAGAUACCUUUGAAGACGGACUAGACACCUUUGCCAUUCGCAAUCCCAUCUUGCCCAGCCGUGAGGAGCGGCCGUCCAGGUUUAUAGGGGCGAUUGAUCAAGGCACCACCAGCACUCGGUUCAUCAUCUUUGACCUCCAGGGGAACAUUGCUGCCUCUCAUCAGACUGAACUUGGCCGGGUACAUGAUCAGCCUGGAUGGCACGAACAAGAUCCGGAAGAGAUUGUCUCCACUGCACAAAAGUGCAUAGAACAGGCAACGAAGUCGUUUAUCAAUAACGGGCACGCUGUCAGUGAGAUUGAGGUUCUGGGAGUUACCAACCAGCGAGAGACAACGAUCGUUUGGGACUGGGAGACCGGUAAGCCGCUAUACAACGCUAUAGCCUGGCCAGAUACUCGUACCAAGUCCAUAGUCAGAGAGCUCAAGGACAAAGGCGCCGAUGAGCUGCAGGAAAUUUGUGGUCUGCCCAUAUCCACAUACUCGUCGUCCGCCAAGCUGGUAUGGCUGCUCCGCAAUAUACCAGAGGUAAAGUCUGCCUAUGAUGCUGGUAACCUGGCCUUCGGUACUGUUGACACUUGGCUGUUGUAUAAUCUCAAUGGUGGCAAAGAGAACAAAGUAUUCGUAACCGACGUAUCGAAUGCUUCACGGACAAUGUUCACUAACCUACAUACCCUCCAAUACGACGACAAGCUACUCAACUUUUUCGGCCUAGAUAAGUCAAAGCUGAGACUACCAAAAAUAGUUCCCUCUGCAGAUCCCACAGCGUUUGGACAGUUGGCCACCGGAGUCCUCAAGGGAGUUCGGAUCAUGAGUUGUCUGGGUGACCAGUCUGCUGCGUUGGUAGGCCAUGAAGCAUUUGAGCCUGGCAUGGCUAAAAAUACUUAUGGAACCGGCUGCUUUUUGCUCUACAACGUUGGUGAAAAGCCAGUCAUAUCCUCCCAUGGACUUCUCGCAACUGUGGGAUACCAGCUUGGCGCCAACGCAAAACCGGUAUAUGCCUUGGAAGGUAGCAUAGCCGUUGCCGGAAGCGGCGUUAAUUUUCUCAUGAAUAACUUGGGCUUCUUCCGAGAUGCCAGAAGGGUAGAUGACGAGGCUUCCAGUGUACAAGAUAACGGUGGCUGCGUUUUCGUUACUGCAUUCAGCGGUCUUUUUGCUCCUUAUUGGAUCGAUACCGCAAAAGGAACAAUAUUUGGUAUCACACAGCAUACUAAGAAAGGUCAUAUCGCCCGAGCAACUUUAGAAGCAGUAUGUUUCCAAACCAAGGCCGUCUUGGACGCUAUGGAACGUGAUAGUGGACAAAAGCUUGCUGAGCUGAGAGUGGACGGCGGCCUAAGUACUUCUAACGUCUGCAUGCAAUCACAAGCAGAUAUCAUUCGCAUACCUGUAAAACGCCCAGCAAUGCACGAAGUAACAGCUCUAGGAGCGGCAAUUGCCGCUGGGAUCGCCAUCAAAAUCUGGGAUGGCCCUCAAAACUUGGAUGGGCUCAAGCAAUCUGACAAGACAGUGUUUGAACCCAAACUUCCCGAAGAAGAAAGCAAUCGAAUUUAUAAAAAGUGGUCCAAGGCUGUCGAGAUGUCCCGAGGCUGGAUGGACAGCAGUGACUGA